Messenger RNA from Ilex paraguariensis (yerba mate), 974 nucleotides. Lineage: Eukaryota; Viridiplantae; Streptophyta; Magnoliopsida; Aquifoliales; Aquifoliaceae. The record is from the annotation of a GenBank genome assembly.
AUGCUCGUUUUUGUGGAAGAAUGGUGGUUCUUUCAAUUCUUUCUCUGCUACUUUAUCCUUUUCUUUGGGCUUGGACUAUUAUUGUUGCCUGAAGAAGGUCAGAAAUGGGGUUUCCUUAUUUGGUUACUUUUCAGCUACUGUGGACUCCUUUGCAUUGCCUGCAUCUCUAUGGGGAAGUGGUUAACACGAAGGCAGGCACAUUCACUACGUGCACAGCAGGGGAUUCCAACUUCGGAAUAUGGGGUGUUGGUUGACAUGAUUCGGGUACCAGGUUGGGCUUUUGAAGCAGCUGGCCAAGAGAUGAGAGGAAUGGGCCAAGAUGCUGCUGCAUACCAUCCAGGACUUUAUUUGACCCCAACUCAGAGAGAAGCAGUUGAGGCGCUUAUUCAGGAACUCCCAAAGUUCAGGCUGAAGGCAGUUCCUACUGAUUGCAGUGAAUGCCCUAUCUGUUUGGAAGAGUUUCAUGUGGGGAAUGAGGUUCGUGGCCUGCCUUGUGCUCACAAUUUCCAUGUGGAAUGCAUUGAUGAGUGGCUUGGGCUGAACGUGAAGUGCCCUCGAUGCCGUUGCUCAGUCUUUCCAAACCUUGACCUUAGUGCCUUAUCUAAUAUCCAUGCUGAUCCAGAGCGUUCAUCUGCCAGUGUUGUGACGGCAACUCGGUAUGUUAGAACACAACCUUCUAGCCAGAGCUACCUGUUGAGAUUGCAGGGUUUGCUUCGACCAGUCCGCACAGAAAAUGCAGGACCUGGCAAUGAUUCAGACAUUGCUUUGGAAGCUGCUGAAAAUGGAGGUCUUCCGGGGGCUACUCAGGACCGUGGAAGUGUAGAGCCCGGGCAAAUACAGGCUGGACAGUCCUCCCCGCGACACUACUAAACUGUUUUUUUUUUUGUCAUCUUACAGGUUUUUAUUUGAUCUCCUAACCACAUGGGCGUAGAGAAACUCAAUUUACUAACAUCUUUCUCUGGCCAUUGUUCAAU